AUGUCUUCAUUAUCAGCACGAGUAGCAUGUAUUUGGGGUGCAAAUGGAAUAUCUGGUACGGCAAUGAUUGAUCUUUUAAUAGAACAAUCUUCUAAUGAAUGGAAUCAUAUUAUUUGUAUAUCUCGACGACCAUUUCAAUUAGAUAUAAAAGAUAAUCGUAUAGACUUUAUUUCUAUUGAUAUACUUAAUGCCACUGCCGAUGAAAUUGUUAAUGAAUUAGAAAAAGUUAAUGGUCAAACAAUAACAGAUGUUUUUCAUUAUACAUAUAUUGAAAAAAAAGAUGAAGAUGAAUUAGAUAAAGCUAAUAAAAUUUUAUUAGAAAAAGCAUUAGACACUUGUGUAAAAAUAGCUGGAAAAACAAUUCAAACAUUUUCGUUACAAACAGGAUAUAAAUAUUAUGGUGUUCAUAAAAGUAAAGAUGAUUUAGCUAAAUUACCAUUUAUUGAAGAUGCUCCACGUCAUAAAGGUUCUAAUUUUUAUUUUACACAAGAAGAUCUUUUAAAAGAUUAUGCUGAAAAAUAUGGAUGGAAAUAUAUCAUUACUCGUCCAGCAACCAUUAUUGGUGUUGCUAAAGGUAAUUUUAUGAAUUUUGCUGUGACAAUUGCAUUAUAUGCAACAAUACAAAAAGAACUCAGUCAACCAUUAUUAUUUCCAGGUAAUGAAAAAUCAUGGAAUAGAAUAUCUGAUCAUUCGACAGCUUCAAAUAAUGCACGUUUUCAAUUGUGGACUGUAUUAAAUAAAAAUAUUCAUAAUGAAAUAUUCAAUAUUGCUAAUGGUGAUUUGGUUCGAUUUCGAGAUUUGUGGCCAAAAAUUGAAAAUUAUUUUAAUAUUCCACAUCAUGAACAAAUAUUAAAUGAAAAUGAAGUACAAAUAAAAUUAGCAGAAUAUAUGCCAAAAAAUAAAGAUGGCUGGAUUCGUAUUGCUCAAAGAGAAAAUCUUGAUGAAAAAGCUUUUGAUUAUGCUACAUGGGCUUUUGCAGAUGGUUCUUUGAAAUCAUCUAAUGAUAGAUAUGGUGAUUUAAGUAAAGCACGUCAAUUUGAUUGGACAACACAAGUUGAUACAUUUGAUGGUUAUGUACAAUGUUUUGAUCGAUUGAAACAAUUAAAAGUGAUUCCUUCGUAA
This is a messenger RNA of Rotaria sordida, 1122 nucleotides long. The record is from the annotation of a GenBank genome assembly. Lineage: Eukaryota; Metazoa; Rotifera; Eurotatoria; Philodinida; Philodinidae.